Messenger RNA from Diceros bicornis minor, 2894 nucleotides. It is a transcript of the gene KLHDC8B, whose product is annotated as kelch domain containing 8B. The transcript is spliced from 6 exons. Bases 210 to 1274 code for a protein of 354 amino acids. The record is from RefSeq and is a predicted model, not a curated record. Gene Ontology annotation, molecular function: protein binding. NCBI's taxonomy places the organism in Eukaryota, Metazoa, Chordata, Mammalia, Perissodactyla, Rhinocerotidae.
AGCCCCAGCCAGAGCCGGCACCAGCGGUGCCGGAACGGCUGACCCCCGCCGCGGAGGCGCCGGAGCCCAGGCCGGUGAAGGCAAGGUCCCUGGACUGGUCAGACGCCCCCUUGUAGCCCUGGUAGAAUCAAGAUGAGGCCCCAUCAUGCCUCCUCACUGAGGCCUGUAGCCUGAGCAGAUAGCAUGGCCUGCCACUGGAGGUGAACACCAUGGCUACAGGAGGUGGCCGGGCCUUUGCUUGGCAGGUGUUCCCACCAAUGCCCACCUGCCGGGUGUAUGGCACGGUGGCAUACCAGGAUGGGCACCUGUUAGUGUUAGGGGGCUGUGGCCGGGCUGGACUGCCCCUGGACACUGCUGAGACACUGGAUAUGGCCUCACAUACAUGGCUGGCACUGGCGCCCCUGCCCACUGCCCGGGCUGGCGCAGCUGCGGUGGUGCUGGGCAAGCAGGUACUAGUGAUGGGCGGUGUGGAUGAGGGCCAGAGCCCAGUAGCUGCUGUGGAGGCCUUCCUGGCUGAUGAGGGCCGCUGGGAGCGUCGGGCCACCCUCCCUCAGGCAGCCAUGGGGGUUGCGACUGUGGAGAGAGAUGGUAUGGUGUAUGCCCUGGGGGGAAUGGGCCCCGACACGGCCCCCCAGGCCCAGGUUCGGGUGUAUGAGCCCCGCCGGGAUUGCUGGCUUUCGCUACCCUCCAUGCCCACACCCUGCUAUGGGGCCUCCACCUUCCUGCACGGGAACAAGAUCUAUGUCCUGGGGGGCCGCCAGGGCAAGCUCCCAGUGACUGCUUUUGAGGCCUUUGAUCUGGAGGCCCGUACCUGGACCCGGCACCCAAGCCUGCCCAGCCGCCGGGCCUUUGCAGGCUGCGCCAUGGCCGAAGGCAGCGUCUUUAGCCUGGGUGGCCUGCAGCAGCCCGGGCCCCACAAUUUCUACUCCCGCCCACACUUUGUCAACACUGUGGAGAUGUUCGACCUGGAGCAUGGGUCCUGGACCAAGAUGCCCCGCAGCCUGCGCAUGAGGGAUAAGAGGGCCGACUUUGUGGUUGGCUCCCUUGGGGGCCACAUCGUGGCCAUUGGGGGCCUUGGAAACCAGCCGUGCCCUCUGGGCUCUGUGGAGGGCUUCAGCCUUGCACGGCGGCGCUGGGAGGCACUGCCUGCCAUACCUACGGCCCGCUGCUCCUGUUCUAGUCUGCAGGCUGGGCACCAGCUGUUUGUCAUCGGGGGUGUGGCCCAGGGUCCCAGCCAAGCUGUGGAGGCACUGUGUCUGCGUGAUGGGGUCUGAAUGCUUCAUGAGACUUGUCCACUGGAGCAGCUCAGUGCCAGAGGCAAAUGUCUGUGGCUCCUUUUGCUGCUGAGGGAGCUCACUGUGGCUCUGUGGAAUGGAGGAGGCACAGGGAUGGGCACUUGAGACACUGCCUCUGGGACUUGGGGGGGGCCUCCGUCUUUAGCGCAGGAUGCACAUACGCUUACACCUAACUUUACCCUCAUUCAUUCAUGGAUCAUUCUUAGCUCCACUCUUGCUCUGGAACCUACUGGGCCCUCUGUCCAACUGGGAAGUAGGGGUAGGGGAGAGCUGGCCUCAUGCCCCUCAGGGUCGGUGCCUACCUGGAGUUGACCAGGCCUACCCCAAUGUCUGUUCCUGAAAAAGCGUAGCUGCUAGCCUGCCUUGAAGGUCCCUGUGGACCCAGGAGAGUUCAGAGAGGGUGGGGGACACAGAGGGAAUGGAGGAGUGGAUGCAGGAACCUCCAGAGGGCCAGAGGAAUGUAGGCUUUGGGCCCUUUACACUGCUGGCUGUGUGACCUUGGGCAAGUCAUUUCACCUCUCUGUGCCUCAGCAUCCUCAUCUGUAAAUGGGGAUCUCUGAAACCUUCCUGCCCUACCUACCUCACAAGGCUGUUGUGAGGACCCAGGGAGUUCAGAUGUGGAAGUAAAAGUGCUGCUGAAAUCUGGUGUAUGGCCCCUGGUAUGGACUCUUGUGUUGUCCCUGAAGCCCCUGACCCUCCUUCGGAGGCCUCAACUGUCCCAAGGAUGAGGGUCCAGAGGAGCCUUUUGGAUCUGGCCUCUGCCUUCAAAGUGUUCUGAAGCCCCACCAAAGUGUCUCAGCCCCACCUAAGCCUCAGCUUCUCUUUUGUGACAUAGGAUGACCGCCGGCCCUCACUGUCUAACAUCUAGGACAGAUGUUAGAGGGCACUCACAGGAUGACCAGAGAAGAGCUCAGAAAACUACAGAACACCACAGGGUCAGGAUGACCUGCAGGUACAUGUCACACAGCAUCUCCUCAAAGCCUCUGCUCACCUCCAUAGAGAGGGGUGGUCCAGUGGGGCUGUGGCCAGAGUAGUCUCCCUCUGUCCUAGCUGUGGGGAAGCUGUCUCUUAGGCAGCACUGUAUGGCCACCCACCAGACCCCUAGAGGCAGUAGCCUCCCAGAGAAAACAAAGCUGCCAGCUCUUGCCUCUUCCUCCAGUCUUUGCUGCCCACUAGUAGGAGCCAUUGACUCUGCUUUCCCUGCAGCCACACUGAGUGCAAGGGGCUCACAGCUGGGUUUGCUGUAAGAAUGGAUUUGGGGUCCUGGACCCACCUGCUGUGGCCAUGCUAACCCUCCUGGAUCCUUAGCAUCCUGCAGGCCUUCCCACUUCUCACUCAGUGGCAGGGUUCCCAGGGCAGCACCUCCCCUGCCCAGCACACAGGCACCAUGAGCACAAGCACCAUGGGAGCCAGGCACAGGGCCUAGCAGUGCCUUACUGCUCUCCAGCCUCUGAGACCUCUUGGGCUGCAAGCACGGAGAGGCCACUGGGUCAGCUGUCCUUGUUUAAUGCUCUGGACCAGUUUAGACACUCAGAGACCCCAGCAUGAAGGUAAUGCUGCAGCACCUUGGGUCUUGGGAUCCCCGGGAGUUCAGGCAGU